CCAAUUUUCUCUCUUUCUCUUUAUUUUUCCCUUAAUUCAUCUUUAAAAAAUUAAAGGAUUUACAAAUUAAGGAUUAAUAUUUUAUAAAAUGGGUAGGUCUCCAUGUUGUGAUGAUAAUAUUGAAUUGAAGAAAGGUCCAUGGACACAAGAAGAAGAUGAAAAGCUUGUUUCUUACAUCAAAAAACAUGGCCUUGGAAGUUGGCGGGCUCUUCCGAAGGCGGCCGGGCUUAAUAGGUGUGGAAAGAGUUGUAGAUUAAGAUGGACUAAUUACUUAAGGCCUGAUAUUAAGCGUGGUCACUUCAAUGAACAAGAAGAGGACAUGAUUAUCAAGCUUCAUUCUGUUCUUGGUAACAAGUGGUCAAGAAUUGCAGCUCAUCUUCCGGGAAGAACAGAUAAUGAAAUAAAAAAUUAUUGGAACACUCAUCUAAGAAAAAAACUUCUCCAAAUGGGUAUUGAUCCUGUUACACACAAACCAAGAACUGACCUUAAUUUCCUAGCAAAUCUAUCCCAAAUCCUUACAAACCCACCAAAUUUAGGUCCUUUAAUGAACUCUUGGGACAUCAAUAAUGCCCUUAGGUUACAACCCAAUGUAGCUGCCGAGGUUGCUAAGCUUCAUGUCCUACAAAACAUCUUCCAAAUACUAAGUACAAAUAAUUCAUCAUCAUCAUUACCAACUAAUAUGCCAUUAAAUAUGGGAUUAAAUCCUAAUCUAAAUGGAUUAAGUAACAUUAAUUCCACUAAUAACAUUGAUAAUGGCGUGUUUAGUAGCUCAUCACAAGGGUUUUGCCAAGUUCAAAAUUAUACCCAAGAAUUAUAUCAAAGUUUGGAUAAUAAUAAUAAUAAUUGUGAUAAAAGCUUGAGCAAUAUUAGUUAUGAAACCCUAGAUGAAAAUAGGCUUCCUUCAUUGGUUACUAUUUCUCCAGAAGCUUCUACUGUUAAUCAAGUUGAGAGCAACACAAACUCCAUUAGUGGUGGUUCCUCUACUAUGUUUAAUCCCACCACAGAUGAUUUGUUUGAUAGUUUGGAAAUGUUAGUUGAUGAUGGCACUACUCAUGACUUAUGGAAACAAUUCUUAAAUUAACGGGUAUACUUGGUUGUAGCAGCAAGAAGUUCUUGUACAUGAUACGUACAAUGCAUGCAUGGCUUACGUUCUUUGUGAUAUUCGCAUUAACAUACUUGUAUAAAACCCUACACUCUCGAAUUUUUCAU
Messenger RNA from Amaranthus tricolor (Joseph's coat), 1209 nucleotides. Its product is annotated as transcription factor MYB41-like. The record is from RefSeq and is a predicted model, not a curated record. The transcript has 3 exons. Lineage: Eukaryota; Viridiplantae; Streptophyta; Magnoliopsida; Caryophyllales; Amaranthaceae. Bases 89 to 1081 code for a protein of 330 amino acids.